AUGGACCGUUUCCGGAUGAUUUUCCAGUACUUCCAGUCCAACUCGGAGUCUGUAAUGAACGGGAUCUGUGGGCUCUUGGCCCUGGCAAGUGUAAAGAUGUACACCAGCUUGGACUUCAGCUGCCCCUGCCUGCCCCAGUACAACAUGGCAUAUGGCUUGGGGAUCAUGUUCGUGCCCCCCAUCAUCCUCUUCCUGUGUGGUCUCAUCCUCAACAGACAGUCCCUGGUGAUGCUGGAGGAGUGGAGGCGACCACAGGGGCACAGGAAGAAGGACCCAGCUGUCAUCAGGUACUUGUGUUCCUCCAUCAUGCAGCGAGCCAUGGUUGCCCCUGUCGUCUGGAUCGUAGUCACCCUCCUGGAUGGCAAAUGCCUGAUCUGUGCUUUCAGUGGCUCCAUGGAUCCCCAGAAGUUUGUGGGCUUUGCCAAUGUGAGCACAGAGCAGGUGCAGCAGCUGCUGGCCAAGGUGCCCUGCAAGGAUGAGGAGCUCGUGAGGAACAACACGUCCCGCAGGGCAGUGUCCAGGUACCUGCGCUGCUGGUCCCAGGCACUUGGCUGGAGCAUUUUGUUGAUCCUGAUCAUAGCAGCUUUCCUUGCCCGCUGGCUCAGACCUUGCUUCAACCAGGCCACCCUCCUGCAGGCACGUCACUGGAGCAACUACAUUGACAUUGAACAAAAGAUUUUUGAGGAAACCUGCUGUGAGCACAGCCGGCUCUUUGCUCACAAAUGCAUCCUCCACUUCUUCGAAAGCAUGAGGCAAGAGAUCAAACUGCACAGCUUCAGCUUGCCUAGGGAGGGAGAGAGGGCUGAAGGAGGGGAAGGUCUUCUCCAGGGUAUCACAGAUCGGGACCAGGUGAACAAACUCCUGAAAACGUGGUACUAUGAGAAACCUCCCCUGGAUGUCAGCCAGGCACACCAGAGGCAUCCCCUGGUGCGAGAGAGAUCCCCUCUGCCCUGGGCAGUCAAGGCCAGCACCCACUCUAAUUUCCCCCAGCACUCCAAUGUGUAA
This is a messenger RNA of Pyrgilauda ruficollis (rufous-necked snowfinch), 1005 nucleotides long. It is a transcript of the gene CALHM3, whose product is annotated as calcium homeostasis modulator 3. Bases 1 to 1005 code for a protein of 334 amino acids. Gene Ontology annotation, molecular function: monoatomic cation channel activity. Lineage: Eukaryota; Metazoa; Chordata; Aves; Passeriformes; Passeridae. The record is from RefSeq and is a predicted model, not a curated record. The transcript has 3 exons.